AUGGCAUCACCAACUCCAGCUCCAGCCCUCAACGUCCCACCAGGCGAAACCGCAGUAACAGUCUCAGCCAUCGACUCCACACUAUGGAUGUCCGGCGUAGACACCGAAUACAUGUACUCCCCACCAAUCAAAGGUUUCGGUCGUGUACGAACCGGUUGCUGGUCAUUCCUCAUCGAACAUCCUCCAUCAGGUCGCAAACUCCUCUAUGAUCUCGGAUCUCGAAAAGAUGCCAUCAACACUACAUCGCCCGGGUGGGGUCUUAAAAAGCUUCGUGAAGACGGAAUCAUCGAGUCUUUCGAUGUGCAGAAACAUGUAGCUGAGAUCCUAGCUGAGAAUGGAGUUGAUCCCAAGGAGUUUGAGGGCGUGAUUUGGUCGCAUUGGCAUUUCGACCAUACGGGAGAUAUGAGCACUUUUCCCGUAUCGACGAAAUUAAUCGUUGGGGAAGGUUUUAAGGAGAAUUUCAUGCCUGGAUAUCCUAUCGAUCCGAAUGCCUGGACGCUGGAAUCGGAUUUUGAGGGGAGGGAAGUGGUCGAAGUACCAUUUUCCGAGAGUGGUGGUUUGAAUAUCGGCAAGUUUCGUGCUUUUGAUUACUUCGGUGAUGGAUCCUUCUACAUUCUCGAUACUCCGGGACAUGCGAUUGGACAUGUCAAUGCUUUGGCUAGAACCUCAGUUUCUCCACCGGAGUUUCUUCAUCUAUGUGGUGACUCGGCACACCAUUGCGGCGAAAUCAGACCCAGCGAAUACAUCCCGAUGCCGGAUCUGAUCGAUCCGUCUCCGCUGCCUGAAGCACAUCCUUAUUCCUGCCCUGGCGGCAUGUUCUCAUCACUUCUCCGAAACGGUUCGUCGUCCGAGCAUAUUCUGGAAUUCAUCGAUCCCUUUGAAGGACGAGAAGGUGUUGGUGAGCAGGAUCGAAAAUUCUCGAUCAUGUAUGAUCGGGAGGAGCUUAUGAGGAGUGUACGAAAAGUUGAAGGAUUUGAUGCGAAUGAGAAUGUCUUUACGAUUUUAGCGCAUGAUUGGAGUUUGAAGGGUGUGAUUGAUGAAUGGCCGAAAGGAAAUCUUAAUGAUUGGAAGAAGAGAGGAUGGAGGAAAGAUGGGUUUUGGAAGUUCUUGGAGGAUUUUGCAGGAGCUGUUGUUGUGGAAGACGGAGCUGCAGAAGGUGGGAAGUUAUGAAAGCAGUAAGGAACCGGCCUUUUAUUUCUGCCAACAUUGGCUUUUUCGCAGAAGUGCAAGCUAUGGUCACUGCGUUUUAUAUUGACAGGCAAGAAGUGAUCUGGCGCGACUUCUCCUGAGGCUGUCAGCCAAGUGUGCUGGUCGGAUGUCGUUUUCCGAUCAUCUCCGCAUCUGUGGAAUAUCGUAACAGUAUCUAUCUCAUCUUAUAUAAUAUGCAUUU
Molecule: messenger RNA, 1390 nt
Organism: Pseudocercospora fijiensis CIRAD86
Lineage: Eukaryota; Fungi; Ascomycota; Dothideomycetes; Mycosphaerellales; Mycosphaerellaceae
Exons: 1
Coding region: 1-1170 (389 amino acids)
Source: RefSeq, a predicted model, not a curated record